Messenger RNA from Photinus pyralis (common eastern firefly), 1971 nucleotides. RefSeq names its product golgin subfamily A member 6-like protein 22. NCBI's taxonomy places the organism in Eukaryota, Metazoa, Arthropoda, Insecta, Coleoptera, Lampyridae. Gene Ontology annotation, molecular function: actin binding; muscle alpha-actinin binding. Gene Ontology annotation, cellular component: stress fiber; adherens junction; Z disc. The coding region runs from base 60 to 1919 and encodes 619 amino acids. The transcript has 15 exons. The record is from RefSeq and is a predicted model, not a curated record. Gene Ontology annotation, biological process: muscle structure development; actin cytoskeleton organization.
GUUCUAAUUUAACAAUGAUGUGUUCUACAAGGAACUAGUUACUGUGUGACCUGGAUUAAAUGGCUGUCGAACUUAAAUUUCACAGAACGGACAAUACUCCUUGGGGGUUUAGGCUAACGGGUGGAGCGGAUUGCGAUAUUCCUCUCACAGUGAUUAAGGUCCUCGAAGGAAGUAUAGCUGAUAGAGGCGGACUACAAGUGAGUGACGUUAUCGUGCGAAUUAAUGAUAAACCCACAGCAAAUUGCACCCAUGCUGAUGCCCAUGAGCUGAUUUUACUGGAUGAAAAUGAUCUUCUUUUUGCUGUUCGCAGGGACUAUUAUGACACCGAAGAUGAAGGAGAUGAGAAUAACAACGAAGUUUCCAAUAUUAUGGGAAAUUACGAUCAGUUUAUUCCUCCUAACUUUGCCUCAAUUCACGAUAACCCAGAAGAGAUCCACAACGGCCAUUCAUCAUUCUCCAGUGUCACACAGGAUCUAAUAGCAGAAGCAAUAUCAGGUGAAGCUGAAGUUAUUCCAGGACAAAAUGUUUUAGGAGUGAAUUUCAAUAAAGUGGACCUCUCCCAGUCGACCAUCUUAAAGGUUAUGGAAGAUCAGCGACAUGCAGAGCAAACAGAGCUUAAAGAUAGGCAAUGGUCGACGUUUUUACAGAAACCUGAACGACCUAUUUUGAAACCCAAAUCAAAAGAAGUCGAUCAACCGAAGGCGCCUCCUUACCAAGUUGUUAUUAAGAAACAGAAAAGAUGGGGAGACACUGCACCAUUGGAAGUGCAAGCCGAAGUAACCGAAGACACUGUCGAUCGGGACGAAUCGCCACCUCACGACGAAAUUGCGGGGUCUGAUUUAGACGUUGACCAAGAAGAAUGUGAAGAUUGUAGGGGUUCAGAAAAUGAGGAUCAGUUAGUUGAACUCGAUCAAGACGUGGCGGAAGUAGGGGACCCAGAAAGUAUUGCGGAUGAGGAGGAAAUAGAAUUAGCAACGGAGGAAGAACAACCCGCAACUCCACCGAUGGAGGAGCAGCUUGCACAGGUUCAAAUGCAACUGGAGGCACUGGCACAGCUACCGUCGUCGAUACAAGACACCUUGGAUGCUGUCACAAAGCAGCUUUGCAAAAUCUUAAACGCAACACAAUUGCGAACGGAAGAGAAUAAGCUCUCCGAUUCAGAGCAUUCUAGUAGAGAAGCAAGUGUAGAUCGCGCACUAGAAGAAAAAGGUUUGGCAAGCGAAGAAGAGGAGGGCGAGAUUUCCCAGAAGCAAGAACAUUUCGAAGAGACCGAUUCGUUAGACUUAUCUGAGAGGGGUUCAAAUUUCAACGACGAAGAUAAUACGGAGGUUGAAUUGAUUUCCAAUCAAUCAGAGUACGAUCAAGAUUUAGAGGAACAAAUUAACGAGGAGGAACAUCAAAGGUUGCUAAUGGAAGAGGAAAAACUCGCGCAACAAGAAAGGAAAAUGAACCCAUUAGAAGAAUCGCACCAGCGUCGCUUGGAGCAGCGUCCCACUAACCCACUAGCUCCCGUUCAACGACCGAUUAUUUUACCAGGUGGUCGCCGGUGGAACGAGCCCGAUGACGCUUUACCAGCGCCCAAGAAGAAAUCGGGCAUGACCGACGAGCGAAUUUGUGAAACUUUAGAUAUGUAUUCCGAAACCAUUGUAGGACACACAAAGGGGAUCAACUUCUUGAAAUACCAACCGCCACCGAAAAAUUUGGAUUAUCUUCAGAAAUCGGAAGUUUACAAACUGAUCCACGAUAUGGAACCUCCUGCAAAAGGAAUUGCAACGAGACCUGGAGUAGUGGCAGCCGAACAGGAUUAUUACCAACAGCAUAUUAAAUUUUUAGAGGAACUAGUCUUCAUUGUGCAACCGACGUCAUUUAAUCUUAAGGAGAUGAAGAAUCAACAUUAUAUGUCAAAAAAUGUUAUUUGAGAUUAUAUCCUUAAUGAUUUGUUUUUUCUGCAAUAAAAACUUUAUUAGUGAA